AUGAGCAAAUUUGAAGAUUUGACUUGUGAGCUUAGUCAUUGCAAGAGAAAGGUUAAACACUUUGUACCUUGUGUUGGUAAAUAUGUGUGUGGAUGCUGAAAGAAGCAGAAGUACUUUAAGAGAGAGAGUUUCAGGCUUACUGACCCUGAGGAGAUUGUAAAGUCAUUGGAAUAUGUGGAAAUUAAUAUACAAGCGAUCAAGAAUACUUGUGUUGGUCAAGAGUCAGCUAUCACAGGAGCAUGGAGAGACUUCAAAGAUUUCCUUGAAAGCUUCGAGCAGAGAGCAGUCCAAGGUAGAGCCACAUUAAAAGAACUCUUACAUAACAAGAAUUGGCCUGAACUGAGCCAGCUCGAACUUCAGACAGAUGCAAUCGUUGAAGAGUUGAAUGAAAGCCAAAUAUUCAGAGACUUCAUUCACUAUCAACAUGCUGAGAAUAUCAGACUUAGUUCCAACGAAGUCCUAGCUGACAAUGUUGCAAUGCAAGAAAAUUACAAGCUCAGAAGAGACCUUGAGAAACUCGUAAGAGAAAAAGCGGCUACAGAAAGAAACUACAGAGGCCAGAUUGCAGAAUUGUUGAAUAGUAAAGAAGAAAUUGCAAGACAAAGAGAGCAAUUCGCCAACGACCUUGAGGCUGCCCAACAAAGACUAGUAGAGCUUGAAGCUGUACAAGCCAGAGUUCAAGAGCUCGAAGAGAGAAAUACUGAACUUGACAGAGAUCUUGUUAGACAUCAGACAGAAAGAGAGGAGCAUCUGACUCAGAUUAAAGAUCUAAAGAGUAACUAUGAUGAACUUGUUCAAAACAUUAAAGCAGAGAUAACUUCAAUGAAACAGCCUCAGGUCCAAUCCUCUCACAAAGCCCAGUCUCCAUGUGCAUCUCCUUCCGACCCUAAAGAAGAGUCUAAGACUCCUGAUGUCUUUAAGAGAGCCGCUGUCCCAACAAGUAUUGUCUUAGACAUGUCAAAAGGAUCAGACAAGAAAAGGCUGGAAGGCAUGGAUAAGUCUGAAUUGGAAAACAUGGAAAGCAUAGAAAUAAGUAAUCUUGAUAAGAUUGAGGAGGCUAAUAAACCAACCCAGCCCUCUCUUACUAACCCUUCCACAGACUCUUUCUCCACUUUCGCAGCCAAAAUCCCUCGAGGACUCAAGUCUCUCAGCCUCCAGUUUACUCUUUUAAAACAAAUAUCCAUUAUAGGUAUCAUCUAUCCUUUCCCUCACUUGGUCUCAAUCCUGAGUCUGAGUUCCAAGAUCACUGAAAGACUCUGUAUCCACUGCAAUGGCAUGAAUAGAUCAGAUAAAUCACAGAUCGACUCUGCGUUCAGAGGAAUCAAAGUGGAAUAUGAAGGAAUGAAGGUGGGUGAGUUUUAGUAAGGGAAGAAGUGGUAAG
Moneuplotes crassus is the source of this 1381-nucleotide messenger RNA. Lineage: Eukaryota; Ciliophora; Spirotrichea; Euplotida; Euplotidae. The record is from the annotation of a GenBank genome assembly.